AAAAUAUUGGAAGAUUUUGUGCUCUGAAAUCUCGUGCAAAACGUGCCCAUGAUGAAGACCACUUGGAAUUUGCCUUAAGUUUAUACAAUAAAGCAGUGACAAUGUGUCAGGUACACUCCAAACAAGCAUUGCCAGCACAAAUAGCUAAUGAGCACCACGUGAUACUUUGUGGUAGGUCACUGGUACACUAUAAACUUGGAAUGUAUCAACAAGCCGAGGAGGAUGCUUCAGCUGCAAUUGAGACAUGUCGAAAUCAUUUAGAGAGCUACUGGAGAGCUAGUCAAGCAAUAAUGGCUUAUUCUACGGAUAAACAACAUAUUGCCAUGUCAUAUCUCGUCAGUGGUCUUAAUGUGGCUCUAGAGGGAAAAGGAAGUGAACAAGAUAAAGUGGAUUUCUUGACAGAAAUUUGCAAACUUGUAGUAGAAGCCCCUAUUACAGGUGAGAUGAUAUCCAUACUCUGUAGCGUACAACUACCUGAUACCAGAGACAACGCUUGGCUUUCUGUUUUAAAAGAACUAAGUGACCAAAGUAAAUGGGAAAGCAUCGCUAUGCUUUUGAUACAUUAUGAUCCGAGAGGCGUUCAGAAUUUGUUGAAUACACUCGAUGUCUCACAAUGGCAUUGUGGCAAUAUAAACUUAGGAAAUCUAGUAAAUUCACUGUCUGAUGAAAACAUGCGUCUGUGGGGAGAAAGGCUGGCCGUAUGUCUUCUUGAGAAAGGAGCUUCCGUUGGUUCUUCAGAGCAAUAUAAGGGACCAAAUGCAUUACAUCAUAUUGUAAAGUUGUCCCUCAGAAUCGGUUCUGUUAUACUUCUAAAAAGUGUUCUUGAGAACUAUGAAGACGCUCAAAAAAUGAUACACGCCCUAGAUGAAAAUGGGAAUUCGGCCCUGCAAAUUAUACACACGUCCGAGAAAGCCAGUGGAGAUAUUGGAGAGGCCGUAUUAACUUUGCUACUUGAACACGAGUGUAAUACUUCUGUCCAAGACAACAAAGAUAAAACUCCUAUCGAUUUUGUUGACGAACAAAGCAAACUUUAUUCAUUGCCAACGGACAAAUCAAGCCCAGUAAAAGAGCUACGUAAAAGGUUGGAACUUUUUAUGACUGAAGGACAAACUGCAAUACAGAACAAACAUUAUUCGGAUGCUUUGAAUAUAUAUGACGAGGCACUUGUUUUUGCAAAGCGGUAUCCAGAAUUGUACAAAGAAGUCGCAAUAUUGCACAGCAAUAAAUCCAGUGUACUAUAUCUAAUGGGAGAUUUUGAAAGUGCUCUUGCCAGUGCCAUUGAUGCAACUUCCUCUGACCCUAAAUACUCCAAGGGGUAUUAUUGGUAUGGAAAAGCUCUCCUCUGCUCAGGAUCUACAAUGGACGCAUUUCUUACCUUUAUUGAUGGAUGCUAUAAGUCCAGCAUAGACUCUGAUCAAGUGGACCUCCUCACAGAAGCUGUUGCCAUUUUAAACAGUCUUUCAGGUGCUGAGCUGCGAAGCUGUUAUGACAGGUUAUACCAAUUUAACACAUCCGUUUGGCCAGACGUUAUCACUCAACUCAGUGAAAGAGGUGAAUGGAAGACCUUAGCAUAUUUGAUUCUCGGCACUGAUUUGGAAAAAUGCAGACUUGGCGAAAUAGAUGCAGAUGGAUUUAUCGAUCGGUUUUGUACUGGAGUGGCUAGAAAGAGUUCUACAGUUGAUAUCAAAACCUGGACUGUAUUCAAGUAUUUGGAACAGCAUAAUGGGGAAUGUAUAGGUCAUUGGUUAGAUGCUGUCCUGUUUGCAGUUUACACAAAUGGAGGCGAACAGAUGUUGAGAAAUCUGACAGUUGACGACAGAAACUGUCCAUUACACACUUUAAUAAGAUUCGUCUUACAGACAGAAAGUACAGCACUGCUAAAAGUGUUACCAAAUCAAGGUCCAGGAUGGCGAGAUAUUGGCAGCAUGUCUGUAUUUCAUAUACUUGCAUGGCAUUCCCCUUCGCCUCCAGCAGAUUUUCUUGUUAAAGUGACUAAACUAUUGUUUGAGAAAGGUUAUAGAAACAUCGCGGAUACUGGAAUGGGUUAUUUGCGCCCAUAUGACUAUCUUGAUAUCAAGUAUCCGAUGUAUGUAUUCGAUUUGUUCCUACCAGAUGACAUGUGUGACGCGAGUAUGAAAAUUGAAAAAUUGCAUGAAACUGGGAGGUUGAAGCAUAGCCGUGGCGAAUUCAGUGAAGCGAUUUUACUAUUCAAAAAAGCACUUGACCUUUCCCCUAUGGUAACAAAUCCUCUUCAAGUUUGUUCACAAGUUCUUUUGAGCCGAGCAGACAGUUAUCUGCAACUAGAGGACUAUCAAAGAGCCCUUAGUGAUGCCAGCCUUAGCUUGAAAAAUAUUCGAUCUUUUCAUCGCCGCGAAGCUCACUUGAUAGCGGGCAAGGCACUUACAGCUUUAAAGAAGUAUGAACCGGCUUUAAGAGAAUUUCAACAUGCCUACACUAGCUCCAUAUCAUCCAACCCAUCAGAAAUGUUUACAAUAUUUUCCGAAGUAGCUAAACUCGUCUCUCAACUCCCAAAAAGCCUCUAUGAGAAAAUGAUGACUGACAUUGCACAGAAUUAUCCUGCACAUGGACAAAUUUGGGCACGGACAUGUCAUCUGCUUGUACAAUGCAACGAAUGGAAAAGUGCACGCAUAGCAUACAUCCAGUUUUCAAAAGAUGGACUAAUCUCCUACCUUCCACUUAUUCUCGAUUUGAAACCAUUUUGUAGAAUAGUGAAUAUCAAAAGCAAUCAGUGGAUAACAAGUAUGAUGCUUUACCUUUUACAAUGUGGUUCAGACAAGACAACAAUAUCUCUUGAAGAAGGUGAUACAUAUCUCCAUGCUGCCGUUAGAAUGUCAUUGGUUGCUAACUCGCUCGACAUGCUAAGUUUCCUCAUACAAGAACAUGGUUCUGACCAACACAGGAUUGACAGGCAUGGUAAUACAUUACUUCAUGUAGCUACUAAGGAGAAAGGAGUUGUUAAAACAUUCAGAAAAGCAGUGAUUAAACUUCUCCUGGAGAGGGGUGUGAAUCCACACAUUGAGAAUAACGAAGAGAAGCUCGCUAUUUCAUACCUAACUGGUGAAAGACAGAGUAAGGAGCUUAUCUGCCGUGAGAUGCAGAAGACAAGAAAGCAAGAUGCACAUAAAACCAAGUCUGAAAACAAGAGCAGAGAGAAUGAUGCAAUGGUGGUAGUCCGUUCUAAAACAGAUAUAUGUAAACCAGGAAAAGAAGCAUAUUCAUGUAAAACUUGUGAACAACUUUAUUCAGAUGCCAUCAAAAAACUAUCCACGGAUAAAACAGGUGGUCUCGCGCUUCUAGUAGACGUAUUAAAUAUUGAUCAUAACAACAAAAAAACAAGGAAGAAAUUCAAACAGGGAAAGUCACGUAACAAACAGCAUGCCAGAAUUGAAACGAAGGUCAUAAAUACAUUGGCGGAAAACAUCGACGGAAACUGGGAUGAAUCGCAACUUCGGCUUAAAUCCUUACGAAAGGAAACGUACUUCAAGAUCAUUCACAAACUUGUCAUCUGCAAAAGAUGGGUACAGUUGGUUUCAAUUAUAGAGCAAUAUAAGUCGCAAUACGAUGUGAAAGAGCUGAAAGCUCGUACAUCCAAAUACACCAUAGAACCAAUGAUAGCAGAUACGUCACUUACUUCGGAAGAAGAAACACUUCGUGUAACCUGUUACCUUCUAGACAGUGGGUGGCGGAUAGGAAAUAACAAUGGGCGGGAUAUCAUGAAAAAGUCUGUCAAGUUGAAAAAAUUCAAAUUAGCUAUUGAGCUAAUCAGUAGAGGAGCCGAUAUUUCAGAGAUGUCUGUGUAUGAAGGCGAUACACCUAUACAUGCAGCAAUUUAUAUUGCUUUGCAAGAGAAACAGCACACGUUUAUAGAAAUAUUGCUGGACAAACAGGCUAACAAAAAAGGGAAAUAUUCAUAUCUGGAUCCGGGACAGGCAGAUGCCCACGGUGACAGUAUUUAUCACCUCUUAGCAAAAGCAGACUAUACCGACUUGGUACUUCAAAUUACACAGAUACUUCGCAGCAGAAAUAUUCGAGCACCUUAUAAAGAUAAAAUGCGAAAAUACCCUUGCGAAUAUGUGACGGUAAAGUCUGAUUGUUUUCUCAAACUCCUUGAAGAAACUUCUAGUAUGGCACGUUCAAGCAAACAUGUCACUGAAAAGAAGCUAGUAAAUCAAAAACUAUCUAAACGAAUAGAAGAGACCAAGAAACGGAUUAAAACCUUGAUUUCAAAUUUACCUGCGAAUAGUGUAACAAAUAACAAUACCCAAAACACACAGGACGUGGCAGAAAAUAACAUAGGUAUCUUACAAAUUGACGAAUCUACCACGAUAGAACAAUCUGUGGAAAAACCGAAAGAGUCGUGGAAAAUGAAAAGUAAAGCAAUGAGAUAUGUAGCAAGCAAGGCAACAACAGAAAAUGACGUGAACAAGUCACUAAAAGAGAGCAAAUUUGAUAAAGGAAUUAAAAACUCUUUACCAGAAGAUGGAUGUGAAAAUUCUCACGGUCAUCGUAAAGAAAUGAAGCGUGCUGAGAAAGGGAAAAGAGAUGAAAGAAGAAUGACGUUGGAAGAUAUUGCAGAAAAUAUGCGUUUUGCAUCAAAAGAUACCGAAGAUGAUGGUUGUAUUGUCGAAUCAGCAAAUGAUUCUUUUGUAGAAGACGAUGCAAUGUCUGAGCCUCCACCACUUGAAUUAGAUGAAGACGUUGUCUUUAGAAAUGUUGAAGCUUCGGGUUUCAAAGUUAUGCCAAAAGGUGUGUUACAGCAAACUGGGGAGACAAAUAACCCCGUGCAGGUAGAUGCGCAAAACGUUGAAAACGGUGCUGGUGAUAAAGUUGAUGCAGAUAUGGAUUUGGAAAUAAACAUUAAGUUUGAAAAUCUUACAUGGGAUGUUGAAUGUACAGAUAAAGUGCUAAAGAUUCUAAAAAAACGUGUCGAACCAAAAUUGAAACAAAAAGUCGUCAAGAUCAUUCAAACGCUAGCAAGUGGUGACUGGCAGAAACAUUUAUGCAAGGAACUCACAAACGUACCAUCAGCUUUAAAGUUGUUCGAGGCCAAAGUGAGCAAAGGCGGGAGAAUAUUGUGGGAGAAGGCUAUAAAUUUCUCGUCAAGAUACAAUGACCCUGCCGAUGAUCGACUCAAUUCCUUUACUGAGGAUACUACAGAAAUCUUCGGUGGCAGAAUUUAUUCAGAGGUUAUUAGAGUAUGGGAUAUCGUUAUGGAUCAUGACAAACUUAAAAGGCAAAAUAUUCCAUGGAGACCCCUAGCUCAAAAUCAAAUUAUUGUCCUAAGGUCUGUGGAAAAUAUUAAACACUCACAUCGGCGUGGCAAGACUUGCGCCAUAUCCAGUAAACUAAAGGGGAUAAAGGAAAAUGAACAACACAUGAGAGAGCGCGGUGUUACAUAUCCUUUGCUGUUUACCGAAAUAGAUCCUGAAGAUAAUGCUGAUCGUCAAGUACAGGUUCAGCAUUUUCCACCAGCAAGUGCCAGUGAAACAGAGUACAAUAUUCUGAAAUUCUAUCCUUGGGACACAACACUUGUGAAGCAUAUCUUGCAGAGUUGUAACGUGAAAGUUGACUUUCCUUUUAAGGUCACUGACUUAGAGCAUGCUAUCAUCAAUCUGAGUGGAAAAGAGGCAAUUUUAUUACUUGGACGCAGUGGGACAGGAAAGACAACUUGCUGUUUAUAUCGACUUUGGAGUCAAUUCAAAUCGUACUGGUACAACACGGCUAUUGAUCGGCCAAUGGUCCAAGGUUCUGGACAGGAGCACGUACAUGAGAAGUCUAGACCUAGCGUACAAGAAGAAAGGGCUGAAUCCAACUACAGCAGCAUUGAGGAAACGUCUGAAUGUAAACAACAAAAUGAUGUGAAUUGCAAAAGCGAUUCUAAUACAUGUGUACAGUUCCAUCAAAUAUUCGUGACAAAAAAUCCAGUUCUUGUAUCUGAAGUAAAAAAGACAUUUUGCGGUUUUAUGAACGCCGACGAACUUCUAGCAAGAUGUCACGCUGGGAGUAAUGACCAAUCUAUUCCGAAUCGCCUCCAGGAUUUGCAGGAAAAUGCAUAUCCACUGUUUCUUACUUCGAGAGAGUUACUGUGUAAACUUGAUGCCUCUCUUGGACAUCCGUUCUUUGAAAGAGAAAAAGAUGGAUCGUUAAAGUACCAGGUUCAUGGAUGGGCAGAUACGGCUGAAGGAUUUACCGAGCUAAAUGUUUUGGAUCAUGAAUCCACUGAUGAAGAUUCAGAUGACAGAAUCAAUGGCAAUGUUGAAGAAGCUAGAAGAACCAAAGGAAAGAGAAAGAAUGAUACAAACGUUAGAAGAGAAGUAACUUACGAUGUCUUUGAAAAUAAAAUAUGGCCUAAAUUAAAAGGGAUUGGAAAUUCUGUUUAUCAUCCAAGCCUUAUUUGGACAGAGAUUAUAUCAUUUAUCAAGGGUUCGUAUGAAUCACUCUCCAAGACCAACGGCUAUCUGUCGAAAAAUGAGUAUCUAAAAUUAGGCAGGAAAAAGGCUCCAGCUUUUUCUGGAGAGAGAGAAGAAGUCUACGAUAUGUUUUUAGUGUAUGAACGCAAGAAGAAACAAUUGCGUUUGUUUGAUGAAACGGACGUUGUCCGCAGUGUAUUUCAGCGACUUGCACAUUUGGAAACGAGCCCAGUUACGAUACAUCAGAUUUAUGUGGAUGAAACACAAGACUUCACGCAGGCAGAACUGUUUCUUCUUAUCAGACUUUGUCAGAACCCAAAUGAUAUGUUCCUCACAGGUGAUACCGCACAGAGUAUAAUGCGCGGAAUUUCAUUUAGAUUUAAAGACCUCCGAUCUCUCUUUUUCCACGUCAAAGAAAUGACAGAGGAAGCAAAAAAGACAUCUCAGGCUUCUAAGUCUGUAACAGUGCAUGUGCCAAACGAGGUACUUCAACUGACUUACAACUACCGUUCGCAUUCUGGUAUUCUGUCACUAGCUUCAAGUAUCCUGGAGAUUCUGUUGCAUUUUUUCCCAGAAUCAUUUGACCGUUUACAUCCAGACAAAGGCCUUUUCAUUGGCCCAGAGCCCAUUCUUCUUGAAUCAUGCAGUUCUAAUGACUUGGCUACUUUGUUAAAGAAAAAUCAAAGAGAAACAUCAAGUAUUGAGUUUGGCGCCCAUCAAGUUAUACUAGUUGUGAACGAGGAGGCAAGAGAAAGUAUGCCAGAAGAGUUACGCUAUGGGCUUGUCCUCACAAUAUAUGAAUCUAAAGGCCUUGAAUUCGACGAUGUUUUACUUUACAACUUCUUCAAAGACUCCAAGGCUUCUAAGGAAUGGCGGGUUGUGACAAAACAUCUGGAAGAAAUUGUGAGAAAUGUUACAAAUAAGACAGCUGAACAAAACGAGGUGUAUUUUAGGAUUGAACAGGAUGUUUUAUCAUCGAAAGAUCGCCAAAGGCCUUUAGAUUUCGACCCCAACAAACACAAAAUACUGAAUUACGAACUUAAACAGUUGUAUACGGCCGUUACAAGAGCAAGAGUAAAUGUUUGGAUUUUCGACGAAGAUCAUGUGAAAAGAGGACCAAUGUUUGAAUAUUUCAAAGCUCGGAAGCUGGUCAAGUUACAAACGGAUAUAAAUAAUGAAACCUUGUCACAAUUUGCGGUGAAAUCGAACAAAGAUGAUUGGCUACAACAAGGAGAUUACUUCAUGAAAAAUCGCCGAUAUAGUGCAGCAGCAACAUGUUUCCGCCAAGGAGAUGACCAAAAAAUGCUAAUGCUAGCACAGGCAAACCAACAAGCUUUAUUGGCUUCGAGAAAAGAAGAAGAUGUAAGAGAAAUGAGAGCUGAACUCCUGUCUGCUGCCGAAAUAUAUUUGAAGUGUGACCACGUAGAUGAAGCCGCAAAAUGCCUUAGUAAAGCUAAAGAGAUGACGUUAGCUGCAACUCUUUACGAGAAACUUGGACAGUAUGACAUGGCUGCUGAACAAUGCAAGAGAAACAAACAAUUCGAAGAAUGUAGCAGCUUCUAUGAGCGUUCGUGGAAAUUCAAUAAAGCCGUUUCCAUCUUAUAUGAAAACAGACUAUACCAUCUCGCCCUUGAUGUAGUAAAACGAUAUAAAAGGCGAGAAAAUGAAUUGUUGAAGAAUGACCACAAAUUGUUAGAGCAACUCAGGGCAAACAAACCUGAUGAUAUGUAUACAGAGGAAGAAUUAAAUGAAAGGGCUGCAGAAGAAUUCUAUAAACUCGGUAAAACCGAAAGCAUGAGGGAGGCUGUCGGAAGGUUUCAAUAUGAAGAAGACAAGAUUGAGUUUUUCAAAAGACAUGAAUGUAUAUCGGAGGCUGCAAACAUCUUGGCUGAUUCAGGUCGUUUUCCAGAGGCAAUAGACUUGCUUCUACAGUAUGGGAUGUUUAGUGAUGCAAGGAAUAUGGCACAGUCAUCCAAGGAUGAAAGACAGAUUGCGAAAUGUCUACUCAUUAUCAGCAGAGUUGCCAUCGUAAAUACUGAAACGGCAACAUAUUGUAACGACAUAAAAGAAAAUUUGAAAAAAGCUUUGUUAUUUUCUCAGCAGAGCGGAGACAGAGAUUUAUGCGGACAAGUGAUGCUUUUGCAAGCUCAAGUAUAUAAACACGCAAAAUAUGUUUUGUCUGCAGCGAAAGAAUUUAUAGAAUCACGCCCAUAUCCGAACGAAGCAGGGUAUGUAGAAUGCUGCAAUGUACUAACAAACUUUGUAAACAAAGGAUAUCGGGAGCAUCUAAAAUUUCUUCUGACAGGCGCAGAUUGUUUGUUCAAUGUUUGCAAAACUUUGCUCUUGAGAAGCAGCUCUUCAUCUCAAUCAGAAAAGGUACAGGCAAACUUUCAGGCAUAUUGUCAGUUUUAUGGAAUAGUUAAAAAAGGACAAGACGGUCUAAUAGCUUUUCCAGCAACAAAACCACUCUGUGCAAAAAUAUUUCGAAGCGUUUCCGAGUCAAGAAGUAAUGAGGUGUCAGGUCUAGAAGAAGAACGGAAUAUCAAACUGAUCGUAUAUUAUCUGCUGAAAGAAAGUAAAUCAUGGUUAAAGAUUUUAAAGGAUACAUUGGAAGGACAACGUUCUUCAUUACAAAUAUGUAGAUCCUUUGCGUUAGGUCAUGACUGUACAAAUGGUGACAACGAUACAGUAGUAUGUAGUAUGAUGCAUACGCCGCACACAGAAACCUCAUUCAAACGCCUGAUCGACACUGAUUUGCUUAUAGCUGAAUACGAGACAUAUAUCAAUAAAACAGAUGACAUUUGGAAUCUCUGUAAGAGUAAGCAUGACGAAAUUAUUAAACGUGAACUUUCAUACAUAAUGUCUGCUGAAAUCAGUAUAAAUGAAAAUGAAAAAUAUCAAGCCAGUCGUUUCUUAUGGGACGAUUUUCUUCCAGAAUCUGGACACCCUUUGUUUCUGGCCGAGAAAAGCAGCCAGUUUAUAACACCAGUGUGCAACAAUGAAAUUGGACUGAAACAUUUGAAGUAUUACUUGGUUAAUAGAUGGAACCAAAGUAUUCAUGGCAAGUGUAAAACUAAGAGUAAAGCUGUUCACGAAACGGAAAUAUUCCUUUUGUUUGAGUUUGCCUACCACCUUUUUCAUUUUGAGACCGGAAAAGUAAGCUUCGAAAAAACACCGAAACAAGAAAUGCUUUGUUUCGAAAAUGCCCUUGAUAUUGAACUUCAAAUGACCAAAAACCAAAAGGAAAUAAAACACGUUGAGAAAAGAUACACUUUAAUGGUUACUUAUCCGGAUGAACAAAGUAAUCUAGCUGAACGAGCAUUCACUACUUGUGUGGCUCACAGAUUUACAGAUGCCUAUGAAGAUUUGAUGAAAGGGGACCCAUUCGAAGCUUUAGAAUCAUUUGGACAAUUUCAAUGUCAACUUAGUCAGCGAAGUCUGCAAGCCAUGGCAGGUGUUUGGAUUUAUCCCGACAUUCAUCAUUAUCUUCUCUGGCUUGAAUUUUAUUCUGCUCUAGCAUUUUUCCUGAUGGCCAAAGCGAAGUCACAGGUAGACAAAGAGUUCACGUUCAUUCUUCCAAACAAUUAUUUGGCACUGAUGUACUUCAUCCAGGGCACAUUUCCAGAAUCUUCACAGUCAAUACAUGAAUCAAUACAGAGCUGGACACCAGAAACGGAGAAUCAAUCAUCUGAAACUGUAGUAUUGGAAAGGGUGAAACAAUUUGCAUUUGUCAUUUCGGGCCAUGCUCAAAAGGCAAAAAUGCCGGAAAUUAUUCUAAAGAAAUGUCAGAAAGACAGCAAAAACUAUGUGCUGUUAGAAAGGCUCAUUAUUCUGCACAUGACAAUGAUAUGCAAUGUAGGGAAAAGUGUACCGAUAGAAUGUGAGAAUUGUCUCGUCAAUUCUUUAAAUUCUAUCAACAAAAUGUUACCAUCAUCAAGCUUACAAGCACGUCUGAAGAAAAUCCAUGACCAAGUCAAUGAGUUCAAAGGUAUUAGAGAUGUUGCUGACUGUUUAAAAAAUUUUUUCACAUCUCGCAACAUGGGCGAAAUCUUACAGAGUAUUAAAUGGGUUGAAACGGAAAAAGAAAAAUAUGCUGCUUCAGCAGUAGACAACAGUUUAUUCCAAACAACAUUUUCUCAUCUGGAAUGGGCAGUGUAGAAACAAAAGAUUCGGUUGAAUACAAUUAAACAAUUAAGAGGAACCCUGAACUGACAGAGGAUGAGACUUUAUUUAUUUUACAAUAAAAUAUUAGUUGAAUAGUUCAGAAAAUACACACAAAAAAAAGAACAUGAAUAGAAUUUCAUCAAUUGACGUAUUUGCAGACAUCGUUUUGGGGAAUGAAAAUGAGUGUAGAGUUUUUGGAGUCGAUUUAGAAAGUUUGUUACAGAAGAAAAGAAAACGAAAUGGUACCGGCAACAGAACCAGAAAAAUAUCUCGAAAUAAGACGUAAUCAUAAUUUAGACAGUAAAGUGAAAUGCAAAAUCAGGACAACCAGUUUGACAUUCCUUUUAAUAAAGAAAGUUAUCAAAAGCAGAAUCCGAAUAUGGAAAAGACGCCGUAGAUUGUCAGAUGAUUGACCAUUGGUAUAAAACGUAUUUAAAGUCAUUCAAACAUUUACACAAUAAUAAAUGUAACUUGUUUGACAAAAAUAUAUUUUAAAACACUUUGGACACCACGAAGAAGAAAUAGAGAGGAUUAAAAUAAAUCAUGAAAGAAGAGAAACAGUGCUUAAAGGAAUGCAUUGGUAAGAAAAACAAGUAACUGUUAAGCAAAUCGCAAAUAAGCUAGAGCUCGAUAUUGAUUUUCUUAAACCUUACAUGGAAGUUCAAGCAAACAAAGUUAUUUUAUAUUUUGUUUCGAAGAACAGGAACUUUGUAUACGAGUAGUCCAUCAGAUUACAUAUUUAGCAAAAUAGGAAAAGUGGCUGCAUAGGUCGCUCAACACGACAGAAAUAAAAAAAGUUGCAGGCAUGGCUUGAUUCUGCGCGUCAUAAAUAGGUACUUCCUUAAAACAAUAAGUGCAUUUUCAGUUAUACGAGCUCAAAAUGACACAGAUCUAUAAAUAGUGCACUCAAAAACCAUAUUGAGUUCUAUAAGGUCAGAUGCAGAAGCGAGCUAGGAUGUUUGUCCUAGAACCAGUAAAUGUGACAUUAUAGCAAAACCAGCUUGCUGUAAAUCAUGAAUAACAAAUUUGACCCCCGGUAUGCAAAUUGCUAAAAUGGAAAAAAUAUGAUAUAUUUAUUAACGUUAUAUCAGUGACUGAUUAAUAAUCAAAUCCUAAUUGAGGAAGGUGCCUGAUAUUUAUUAUCUCGAAACUUUGACUUAAUACAUCAUAAGUACCUGUCUUCAAAAGUAAACUGUAGAUGUAUUUGAAUACCCAAACUUAUUAACGACCGCCGCAUAGCUUUAAACUACACCCACUUACAUUGUCUCGCUGUUAAGAUGUCCCCGAACACCCCAAAACAUCCAAGGUUUCCCUCAAAAAGGUACACAUGGAAGAGCUUAUUGAAGUAUAUAGAAAAUUCAUGACUGUUACUGUAUCAAAAGUUGUAUCUCACAAAAAUUAAGCGUUCGUCUUAAAAAGAAAACUUACAAAAACACAAACAUUUAUGAUAUGUAAAAAACAAUUCAAACUGAGUUUGUUGUAGAAGCUUGUAGAUUUAUUGAAAUUUCAUCAAAUAGUUUUAACGACUUGUCACAUUUACUUUUUUAAAUAAAUAAAGUUGUCGUAUAGAUAAAGCGACGCUUUUAUGCACGCCGCAAUCUUAAAAUGGACAUCACGUCGUUUUACAACGUAAGACAAAGGAAAAUCCAAAAAUAUUGAUUUUUAAAUUUAUUUACAUUUUUCAAUGUAAACAAUGCCUAAAAAUGUUAAACUUACAGUACUAACGAUACCAUUAUUGACAAUUUUACAGACUUUAUAAAUAAAUUAUCGGAUGUCCAAAAAAGGCAAGACAUUCUGUGCGUCUCAUUAUCGGUUUAGCGUGAAUUAUAUCAUUUCUUUUAUAUACAUCAAAUAUGAUAAAUACUUUCGGUGCCCACGAAAUAAUAUGUUGACGUGGUGACAAUAUAACCGUGUUUAAUGAAAAUAAAGCAUGAUUUUAUUAGAAUUUUUUUCUAUUUUGUUUCUGAUAGGUUUAGAGUCACGUCGAUACAAUUUAGGUCAGAUUGAAGUCAUAUGGUGACCUUUCUUACUUUUGGAUGGUAUUUUAAGACCCAGAUUCAUCUCCAUGCAUUAUUUCAUUACUGGAGAGCACCUGCAGGGGUAGAACCACCGAUCUUUUGUAAGCAAACUAGAUGACAGACAUAAAAAUUCUACAUCAAAAGAUUAUGAACCUGUAUGAUUAGGGACAAGUGUUUUGACCAUAACCACUCGGUCACGGAAGCAAACUAUCAAUAUCUUAGGUUAAGUGGUUAUUUAUCAUUCUAACACGACCAGCAAAUAACAUACAUACAUUUAGAGCAAAUUCUAUCUCGGGUUAUUCUGCAAUUAAGCACUAGCGUGCAAUGACGUCAUCCGAUCAAGGUGCGUAGCACGGCCGUAAAAGUAGUUACAAUUUUUUCUAUGUCGUGUUAGAAUCGAAAUAAUGAGUUUCCAAGUGUGAUUUAACGUAGAAUAACCAGUUUGGAUAUUUAAUAUUUUUGAAGGAUUCGAUUAUUUGAAGGAUUAAUAUUAAAUAUUUAUGGAUUUUAAAAGUUAUCUUUGAAGAAGAGACAUUAUAAAUGUUUGAUAUUACUUUCGAACUGUUUGAUACAUUGCAUGGACUUUAUUCUGACUUGAUUUAAAUUUGACCUGGCCAUGACUUGGACUACUUUUACAUAUAAGAUGUCCGGCUCUUUGACAUUUUAAAAGGUAUUUUGGUCGCUGACGAAGAUCUCUUAACUGUACAAUUCGUUACGUAAUUAACUAAAUUGACAAUUCAUCUUUUAUUUCAUCAUGUCAUAUUUUAAGUGUUAUGACGUUCUAUGUGUGUGUUUUUUGCAAGACUUGAGUUUCACUUGAAGUGUGUGGUAUUUCUAUCUAAUACAGUAUAUGAUGGCACCGUAAACCGUGGGGCUGAACCUCUAUAUGCAGCCCGUCUUGGCGUACCAGGUGUUUAAAGCACUGGUUUUGGCAAUAGAGAUAAAUCGACCUCAAGGGGAGGGGUGCGGUCAUGGCUGUUUGUUACAAUAAGGCUGUAAAUAUUAUCAUUGUUCGUUGAUGAUAUUAUUGUGAUAACUAUUAUUUUUAUUAUUAUGUACAACGCCAUUGAUUAUCAUUUAUGAAAAAGGCGUUUAAUCAAAUAGUUCAGUUUUCAGUUUUGUGAUUGCAUAUGUCAUGUUUUGUUAUUUUUCUACAUAUCUGCGAUAUGUCACAUGUUUAAUUCGGUAAAGCGCCUUUGAACGUAUAUUCCAUAUGAAAAGGGCGCUCAACAAAUCUGGUAUAAUAAUAAUAAUAAUAAUAAUAAUAAUAAUAAUAAUAAUAAUAAUAAUGUAUUG
Messenger RNA from Mercenaria mercenaria, 13909 nucleotides. RefSeq names its product TPR and ankyrin repeat-containing protein 1-like. Bases 102 to 10589 code for a protein of 3495 amino acids. The record is from RefSeq and is a predicted model, not a curated record. Gene Ontology annotation, molecular function: protein binding; ATP binding. The transcript is spliced from 44 exons. Lineage: Eukaryota; Metazoa; Mollusca; Bivalvia; Venerida; Veneridae.